Molecule: messenger RNA, 5474 nt
Organism: Pelobates fuscus (common spadefoot toad)
Lineage: Eukaryota; Metazoa; Chordata; Amphibia; Anura; Pelobatidae
Gene: EPHA7
Product: EPH receptor A7
Exons: 18
Coding region: 243-3473 (1076 amino acids)
Biological process (GO): axon guidance; protein phosphorylation; ephrin receptor signaling pathway
Cellular component (GO): dendrite; plasma membrane
Molecular function (GO): protein binding; ATP binding; transmembrane-ephrin receptor activity
Source: RefSeq, a predicted model, not a curated record
AGGCUGGGACUGAGCACAUCGCCACACCGGCAGGCAGGCUGGCACUGAGCACAUCGCCCGCCCGGCAGGCUGGCUGGCACUGAGGAGGUCGUACCCUGCCCCGGUGCAAUGUGACACACACUCACACCUAUCUCCACAGAGAGCAAUACUGAGAGAGCCACAGGCUUCCACGUCCACAGUAACUCCCAGCAUCCAGAGGCAGCCAGCAUCCCUAUUGACACCAUCACCCUGACCCAUGCACAAUGGUUGUACGGCUCUGGUACCCUCCAUGGAUUACCCUCGCUGGCUGCCUGCUUGGCUUUGCACACAUGGUGGGAUCCCAGUCAGUGAAGGAAGUUAUUUUGCUGGAUUCCAAAGCACAACAGACCGAACUGGAAUGGAUAUCUACACCCUCCAGUGGGUGGGAAGAAAUCAGUGGAUUGGAUGAAAAUUACACACCAAUUAGAACUUAUCAGGUAUGUCAAGUCUUGGAACCCAACCAGAACAACUGGCUGCGGACUAACUGGAUUUCAAAGGGGAACGCACAAAGGAUUUUUGUUGAGCUGAAGUUCACGUUAAGAGAUUGUAAUAGUCUUCCUGGUGUUCUGGGAACUUGCAAGGAAACCUUUAACUUGUAUUAUUACGAAACAGAUUACGAUACUGGCAGAAACCUGAGAGAAAAUCAAUAUGUGAAAAUAGAUACUAUUGCUGCAGACGAAAGUUUUACCCAAGGAGACCUUGGGGAACGAAAAAUGAAACUUAACACAGAGGUUCGUGAGAUUGGACCUCUUUCCAGAAAAGGAUUUUACCUGGCAUUUCAGGACGUUGGAGCCUGCAUUGCUCUGGUUUCUGUGAAAGUUUACUACAAAAAAUGCUGGACCAUUAUUGAGAAUUUAGCGGUUUUCCCAGACACAGUUACUGGCUCAGAAUUCUCAUCUUUAGUUGAAGUACAUGGAACUUGUGUCAGCCAUGCUGAAGAAGAAGCCGAGAAUUCUCCCAGGAUGCAUUGCAGUGCUGAAGGCGAGUGGUUGGUUCCCAUCGGGAAAUGUAUCUGCAAAGGAGGAUACCAGCAAAAAGGAGAUACAUGUGAACCAUGUGGCCGUGGCUUCUACAAGUCAUCAUCUCAAGAUUUACAGUGCUCCAGAUGUCCUUCGCACAGCUUCUCGGACAGGGAAGGAUCGCCCCGUUGUGACUGUGAAGAUGGCUAUUACAGAGCUUUCUUAGAUGAACCCUAUACAGCCUGCACAAGGCCUCCAUCAGCACCACAGAAUCUAAUUUACAAUAUUAACCAGACAACAGUGAGUUUGGAAUGGAGCCCUCCAGCUGAUAAUGGAGGAAGGAACGAUGUCACAUAUCGUAUCAUUUGCAAACGAUGUAGCUGGGAGCAGGGUGAAUGUGUGCCCUGUGCGAAUACAAUUGGAUAUGUACCCCAGCAGAGUGGAUUAGCAGAUACUUACAUCACAAUUGUGGACCUUGUGGCUCAUGCUAACUACACUUUUGAAGUUGAAGCUGUCAAUGGAGUUUCAGACCUGAGUCGUUCACAGAGACUUUUUGCUGCAGUCAGCAUUACAACUGGUCAAGCAGCUCCUUCACAAGUCAGUGGCGUAAUGAAGGAAAGGGUAUUACAGCGCAUGGUCGAUCUAUCCUGGCAGGAGCCUGAUCAUCCCAACGGAGUAAUCACAGAAUAUGAAAUCAAGUAUUACGAGAAAGAUCAAAGGGAGCGUACAUACUCCACACUGAAAACCAAGUCUACAUCAGCUUCAAUAAACAAUCUUCGACCUGGGACAGCUUACAUUUUCCAAAUCCGUGCCUUUACAGCUGCAGGUUAUGGGAUGUACAGUCCAAGACUAGAUGUAACCACCCUCGAAGAGGCUACCGCCACUGCUGUCUCCAGUGAACAAAACCCUGUCAUUAUCAUAGCCGUGGUGGCAGUUGCAGGAACCAUAAUUUUGGUUUUUAUGGUAUUUGGAUUCAUAAUCGGAAGAAGGCAUUGUGGCUACAGCAAAGCUGAUCAAGAAGGGGAUGAAGAACUUUACUUUCAUUUUAAAUUUCCAGGCACCAAAACCUACAUUGACCCUGAAACGUACGAGGAUCCGAAUAGAGCUGUCCAUCAGUUUGCCAAGGAGCUGGAUGCAUCGUGCAUUAAAAUUGAGCGUGUGAUUGGCGCAGGAGAGUUUGGUGAAGUUUGCAGUGGUCGUCUUAAGCUGCCUGGCAAAAGAGAUGUAGCUGUCGCCAUAAAAACCCUAAAAGUGGGUUUUACUGAAAAACAAAGAAGAGAUUUUCUCUGUGAAGCCAGCAUAAUGGGCCAGUUUGACCAUCCAAACGUUGUUCAUUUGGAAGGCGUUGUAACCCGCGGAAAACCGGUAAUGAUUGUAAUAGAAUACAUGGAAAAUGGCGCCCUCGAUGCAUUUUUAAGGCUGACAUUGCAAGUAAAGAACAAAAUCCAGGCAAGUACCAGGAAAAUUCACCAUCCACCUGGUUUUCCAUUUGACACAUUGUUUAGAUACCUUAAUAAUAAAAUGCAAGGUCCACUAAGCUGUAAUCAUCUUCUGCUUCAGAAUUGUUUGGAAUGGUUUACAUCACCUCCAAAAUCUAAACGUUCAGGAUCUACUCAGACAAUGCCAAUUGUAAAAGUCCAAACACUAAACACUCCGGGGACUAAUGCGCAGAAACAUGAUGGACAAUUUACAGUCAUCCAGUUGGUGGGAAUGCUAAGAGGAAUUGCAGCAGGAAUGAGAUAUUUGGCUGAUAUGGGAUAUGUACACAGGGAUCUCGCAGCAAGGAAUAUUCUUGUCAACAGUAAUCUUGUGUGCAAAGUAUCUGACUUUGGUCUGUCUAGAGUUAUAGAAGACGACGCAGAUGCAGUCUAUACGACAACAGGUGGAAAGAUUCCAGUAAGAUGGACAGCUCCUGAAGCUAUUCAAUAUCGCAAAUUCACAUCUUCCAGUGAUGUUUGGAGUUAUGGAAUUGUAAUGUGGGAAGUAAUGUCCUACGGAGAGAGACCUUACUGGGAUAUGUCAAACCAGGACGUUAUAAAAGCCAUUGAGGAGGGUUAUCGUUUGCCGGCACCAAUGGAUUGUCCAGCUGGCCUUCAUCAGCUGAUGCUAGACUGCUGGCAAAAGGAACGUGGAGAAAGGCCUAAAUUUGAACAAAUUGUCGGCAUUCUAGACAAAAUGAUACGGAACCCUACCAGCCUGAAAACUCCCAUGGGGACUUGCAAUAGACCUGUUAGUCCUCUUCUGGAUCAGAACACGCUUGAUUUCACUGCAUUUUGUUCAAUUGGAGAGUGGUUAGAAGCUAUCAAGAUGGAGCGAUACAAGGAGAAUUUCAGCUCAGCAGGAUACAAUUCCCUUGAUGCCGUUGCCAGAAUGACUAUUGAUGAUGUCAUGAGCUUAGGUAUUACAUUGGCUGGUCAUCAGAAGAAAAUAAUGAGCAGUAUUCAGACUAUGAGAGCACAAGUGUUACAUCUUCACGGGACCGGAAUCCAAGUGUGAUAGACUGUCCUCCCUUAUAAGGGAGGUAAGACUAAGAGACAAGAGCACUGGCCUUCACUACAAAUGAACUGCUGCUAGAGUACACUCAGAUUCCUGAGUCUCCUUACUAUGGCUUUCUACAGUAGAUAAAAAUAAAAUCAACUAGAUCCUCAAGCACCUACAGACUUGAACUCCUAAGUGCCACCAAACCAUACCGGAGAGAGAAUUUGGAUCAAACUGAUGUGGCAAAGAAGAUAGCAGUAAAAAAAACGAAGUACUACCUGACAAAGAACAAAAAAAAACAAACAAAAAAAACUAUAGCUCUCUAACCUCCUUUUUACCCAAUGGACUUUUUCAAAUUGUACUGUACAUAAAGAAUUUAAAAAAAUAUAUUUGUUGGACAAAUAUCCUGAGACUAUUGGUAAAUGCAGCAAAAAUAUUUUCCUUAAGCUGUGAUUUAUGAUAUAAUCUUAUUUUUUCAUGUGUUUUUUUUUUUUUUUUUUGGCCCUCGUCCCAUUUUUGGUACAGUAUGUUUCAUUCCACAUGUACUGGGAACCUAUAAAUAGCAUGGUUAAACGUGUAUUUUUUUUUUAUUAUUUUUUUUUUGAAUGCUGGUAUUCAGGCAUUUUACGGAGUUACUUUAUAGACAUUGGCAAAUCAGCAAAUGGAAAUUCUGCAGGUUAAUUGCUCUGCUAUUUUUAGAUAUUUUCUAAAGAUUUGCUGAAUACAAAAGCAAUAAUGGCUCUCUUAGAGGCCAUGGCACCUUUGAUAUAAAAUGCACAGUGGAAACAUUAUCUUAUUUCAAGAAAAAAUUGCUAAAAAUGAGAGUUACACAAUUCUCUGUAAAAGCAGGGUCUCCGAAACUAGAUACCAUUAACUAGUACUGUAAAAUAUUUCUUGCUGUCCCUAUGUGAAUAUUCAGUUUCACAGAAAAAAUAGACUCUUUUUUUUUUUCUGGCAAAAAUUCAUUGUAUAAACUUUUCACUGCCUGCAAUCGAGAACAAAGAGUAAACUUUUUUUUUCUUUUUAACGAUAAUAGAUUUGAAAGAAAUAGCCAAAAUAUAUUUUGUACAAGAUCUUGUCUAAUGCAAUCCAUAUUUGAUUGUAUGGUUUUAGAUUUUAUAUUCGCACUAUAUAUCAGGGUGAAAAGGGUAGUUGCUUUGUUUACCGUUAGAGAGUUCGACAUCAUAAGACACACAGGAUUAACUGAACUGCAUUGUAUAGCAAUUAGAUUAGUAGUAUUAUUAAUUUUUUUUUUUUUUUUACAACUACAUGAAAAUGCGACAAGAGUUUUAUGCCUUUUUCUGUCUACCGGAAGCAAUAAUAAAUUGUGUCUUUCUAGAUAUUCCCUUUGUGCAUAUCUUUAGAGUAAGAGAUAUAUUUGUAAAAUAUGUUUAGACAGCGAACGACCCUUAAAAUGGAAUCAUAUCCUUCCAAACAGAUUCGGGUUAAUUAAAGGAAGAUCCCAAGGAUCUGUCAGAAUUUGGGGAUUUAUUUAAUAAAUGUUGUCUGGUGAAUUGACAUCUGAGUUGCCAGAUUUACACUAGAGCAACUGAGUAGAAGAGUCUUAUUAACUCGUUUUGACCUAAAUUUGGCAAGUCGGUUGUUAACUCAUCAAAACAAACAGUUUCGUGAAUAAAACCCUUAGUCUUCUUUGAAAAUGUGGUCAUCCACAUAUUGUAAAUCUUUCAGUGUAAAGUGUGUAAAUUUUAUUUAUACUGUCUUGUUUUGUACACACAUUUCUCUGUAGUGAGCUCUGAAUACAUUGAAAAUGCACUAUAUUUUUCUAUUUUACUGGCAGAGAAUCACAAAACAGGUAUUUCAGUGCUUCAUAAUGUAUUUUACCAUAUAGGACCAAAGAUGGCUGCAGAAAACACAAAAUGGAUAUUCUUGUUUGCUUGUUUCACUUUCUAGUCAUUUAAAUCUCUGUACAUUGUUAUUUUUUCCUGUCAUUUUUAUUUAUUUGAUUUGCUAGGUUAUCAUUUACAAAAUGUUUUCCUUUCAAAAAUAUCAGUAAAAUGC